CGCCUCUUAACUCGUGCUUCUAGGUUGUUCCUUGCCUGUGCUCUUCGUCUUCACUCUCUCUGGUUUUUCAUUUAGGGGUGGACUGAGAUCACAUAAAACAAUGGUGAAGGCUGUGGCAGUUCUCAGCAGCAGUGAGGGUGUCACUGGAACUAUUAACUUCAGCCAGGAAGGGGAUGGUCCAACCACUGUAACUGGAACUCUUGCUGGCCUUAAGCCUGGUUUUCAUGGAUUCCAUGUCCAUGCUCUUGGAGACACCACAAACGGAUGCAUGUCAACUGGACCGCAUUUUAAUCCUGCUGGCAAGGAGCAUGGCGCCCCUGAGGAUGAGAACCGUCAUGCUGGUGAUCUGGGAAAUGUCAAUGUCGGUGAUGAUGGAACUGUUAGCUUCACUAUUAUUGACAAUCAGAUUCCUCUCAGUGGGCCAAAUUCUAUCAUUGGAAGAGCUGUUGUUGUUCAUGCAGAUCCUGAUGAUCUUGGGAAAGGUGGCCAUGAGCUCAGCAAAUCUACUGGAAAUGCUGGCGGCCGAGUCGCUUGUGGUAUUAUUGGACUGCAAGGAUGAACGACUCUAAAGCCUCGAACCUUGGAUGACAUGAAGUUGUGUGUAUGCGCGUGAUGCUUUGGAACUCUGAGGAAUAAAUUUGAACUAGUGUUAUGCUCUUGUGGAAAUCUAAUUCUUAGUUAAGCUGUUACUUUUGACGCUUGAGUCUUGGUUCGUUGGCUUGUGGUAUCGAUGUAUGAUGCAUCUUCUGGAGAGACAAAAGGGGAUAUUUAUAUGGUACAUCGUGACCCCAGUAUAUAACCGUGUCUCUUCAGCGUGUGAAAAUAUUUCGUUGGGGGCAGCUGCAAGAGGUCUCCCUUGUGCGUUACUUCCAAAUUUCCGAGUGUUCCAUCCAUUCGUUUUAUCGUCGAUCAACUAUUUGAAAAGCCCUGAAA
Messenger RNA from Neltuma alba, 933 nucleotides. RefSeq names its product superoxide dismutase [Cu-Zn]. The coding region runs from base 101 to 559 and encodes 152 amino acids. Gene Ontology annotation, molecular function: copper ion binding. The transcript has 8 exons. Gene Ontology annotation, biological process: superoxide metabolic process. NCBI's taxonomy places the organism in Eukaryota, Viridiplantae, Streptophyta, Magnoliopsida, Fabales, Fabaceae. The record is from RefSeq and is a predicted model, not a curated record.